This is a messenger RNA of Cucurbita moschata (crookneck pumpkin), 769 nucleotides long. RefSeq names its product transcription initiation factor TFIID subunit 14b-like. Gene Ontology annotation, biological process: regulation of DNA-templated transcription. The record is from RefSeq and is a predicted model, not a curated record. The coding region runs from base 219 to 662 and encodes 147 amino acids. Lineage: Eukaryota; Viridiplantae; Streptophyta; Magnoliopsida; Cucurbitales; Cucurbitaceae. The transcript is spliced from 4 exons.
AGAAUUUAAAUGUUUUUUUAAAUUGUUCAAGUAAUUUUUAUUCUGAGAAAGCAAAAAUACCGAUAACUGCCCGCCACGAAAUAUCAGAUUUGAUGGUAGAAGAACCUUCUUGAAUCCUAAGCCCAAAUCGGUUUGGUUUCGCGCGCGUUUGUGUUCGCACGGAAUUACAAAUUUGUAAUCCGUAGUCUGAAGGUCAACACUCACAGAGAUCGAGUUAAAUGACUGCUAGAAAACAAGCUGAAACGCCAGCCGACGAAGGCGGAUCUGGUACGAAGUCACCGCGCAUCAAAAUCUCGAAAUCCUCCGAAGGAGGCGAUGCCAAGAGCGCUAGCAAGAAGCUUAAAGACAUGGAAAUUUGUGUCCCAAUAGUCUGUGGAACCAUCGCAUUUUACCUUGGUAGGAAGGCGGGUAAGUCCCAGUCACAUAAAUGGACAGUCUAUGUGCGUGGUGCUACUAGUGAGGAUCUUGUGGUGGUGAUAAAGAGAGUAGUGUUUCAGUUGCAUCCUAGCUUUAGAAACCCAACAAGAGCGGUCGAAUCGCCGCCCUUUGAGUUAUCAGAAUGUGGUUGGGGAGAAUUUGAGAUUGCCAUCACCCUUUUUUUCCACACCGAUGUGUGUGAGCAACAAUUAGAUUCGUUUCACCAUGUCACGACCCCAAAUUAAGCCGUGACUAACAUUGUAUGACAUGUAAUGCAUAAACGAGAAAUUCAAGGAAAUCAUUUGUUUCAAAAGAAAAACAUAUCUUUAUUAGAAGGACAUAAGUGCCUAGG